AUGGCGGUAUCUACGUUUACUUCUUUAUCUAGGCAGGAGGAGUUUGAGGGAAAUUCAAAGUCUGUGAUCCCCUUAUUUUCGAUUACAUAUUUCCUUGCCAUCUUAUUUUCGAUCGUAUCUUGCUUGAGGUUUGACUGUGUAAGGAAUAAGGCCUGGGUGGCGUCUGUUGGGGUGAUCUCAGCCGGCCUGGCAGUGCUGUCUGGUUUUGGGUUGUUGCUGUGCUGUGGUGUGCCCUUCGCCAUGACUGUAGCCAACUCUCCCUUUUUGAUCCUGGGGCAAGUCAAUCCCACACCUGAAUCGAUUGGAACACCUGACUCGUCGAUUGGAAUACCUGACUCCAAUUACCCUCUUUUCAAGAUGUCAUUAUCCUAGAGGUUCACAUACUUUUUCCAUCAAUGACCUUGAUUGUUUAAACCAUUUGUUCA
Lepisosteus oculatus (spotted gar) is the source of this 425-nucleotide messenger RNA. NCBI's taxonomy places the organism in Eukaryota, Metazoa, Chordata, Actinopteri, Semionotiformes, Lepisosteidae. The record is from RefSeq and is a predicted model, not a curated record.